AUGAAGUUCAUCCACGACUUCAUCAUCUUCCUCCUGGCCUUCCUCUCUCUGGCUCUAGCCUCCCCUCUUGCCGACCAUAACUCCGCCGUGGCCGAGCUCAUCGACGCCGAAAUCAAGACCGGUGAAGUGAGCAGCAUCGAAGCCGCGCCCGGCGCCGUCACCAUCAUAAACCACCUCCGCGUCCCCGUCUACCUCUGGUCCGUGGACACCAAACAGGGCCCAAUGAUCACCCUCGAGCCUAUGUGGGGCGCCCACAAGGAAUCCUACCGCUUCAGCCCCAACCCCAACGGCGGCGUGUCCAUCAAGAUAGCGGCCGGGACUCCCGACAUCAACAACGUCUUGCAGUUCGAGUACACCCGCACCAACGACAAGAUCUUCCGCGACAUGUCGACCAUCAACCUGCGUCCUGGAUCGGAGUUCGUCCGCAAUACAUACGCCCUCAUCCCCGAUGAUGAGAGCAACUGUCCCAUGGUUGAAUGCAGCUCUGAUGACUGCCCCGGCGUCUACCACAAGCCCAACGAUGACCACGCCACCUAUGGCUGCCCUGUCGGUGUCAAUAUGAAUCUCAUGCUUGGAUAUUAG
Messenger RNA from Aspergillus campestris IBT 28561, 582 nucleotides. RefSeq lists its product as uncharacterized. Lineage: Eukaryota; Fungi; Ascomycota; Eurotiomycetes; Eurotiales; Aspergillaceae. The record is from RefSeq and is a predicted model, not a curated record. The coding region runs from base 1 to 582 and encodes 193 amino acids. The transcript has a single exon.